GUGACCGAGGGGAAGGAGCACAUCUCUGGCCGGUUCUUGGCUUUCCUUCGGCGACCCGCCAGGCUUGGUGGCCUCGUUCCUCAGUAGUCAGCGCAGGGCGAGGCAGCCACCCAGAGAGGCCUUUUUAAAAUAAAAAUACAGCUAUUCCUCAGAGCUCCUCGCUCGCGCACACAUAGAGCAAACAGGCAGGCAGAGCGAGGGUGCGGCUGUGGUUGUGCACGAGGAAGAAGAGGAUUAACGGCCCGAGAGAGAAGAAGGCGCUCCAUCUGCGUGGCGGUUUUUGAGAAUGAACGGCGGCGGCGCAUGUGCCCCUGACCGGGCGCGUUCGUGAACGAGCCGCAGCUGCGUCGCCAAGGCUCGGGGGAAGCGCGGCGGCCGUGCGUGAUUUCCAAGAUGGCAGGAGAGAUUGGCGCGUGCGGUUGAGUGUGUGAGGCGUUCCUGCUCUUGCCGGGCCUGACCUCUCCCUUGCCUCUGCGUCCCUUCACUUCUCACCACUCCCGGCGUCCAGCUACAUCUCUGCUCCCGGAGCCUGCAAAGCGCCACAUGUGUUUCCAGUGGACUGAAAGAUUAUCCUGCCGGCGUUAAGCAGGGACUCGCAACUCUUGGGCUUCUAGCUGGAAGAAAUCUGAAGGCAGGCCGGCUCUUGGCGGGUCUCAGAAGAUGGUCUCCCAGCGUUGGGCUGUCUCGCUGGGAUUUGUGAGUGCCUGGAAGCCGCUGAACUUGGGCAACGGGAGGCCAGCUCAAGGCCACACUGGAAGUGAUUCCCUUGGCAAUACUGCUUGCUACCAAGUCUGGUAGUGAAGCCUGAAGAAAGCAUUGAUUCUGACAGCUGAAGCAGCUGGGAGGGAAGAAUUCGAACAGUCAGGAGACAGACUUGUCUGCUAGUUUGCCGGUCGCACAAGGGGGUUCUCGCCGCCCCUCCCUGACCCCAUGGAGAUGGACAGGAGCUUCCCUGGCUUCCACCACGACGGCAUGAUUCAGCGCGCCCGGGCACUGAAGAGCAAGCCCAAUGCCAACUGCCGGCGCAAGCGGGAGUUCAUCUCUGAUGAGAAGAAGGAUGCCAGCUACUGGGAGAAGCGUCGGAAGAACAACGAGGCCGCCAAGCGCUCCCGGGAGAAGCGGCGCUUCAACGACCUGGUGCUGGAGAACCGGGUGAUGGCGCUCAACGAGGAGAACGUGCGGCUCAAGACGGAGCUGCUGCAACUCAAGCUGCGCUUCGGGCUCAUCAGCACGGCGGCCUUCAUGGAGAAAAGCCAGCAACUGAGCACAGCCAGCUCCGCCCCCCUUGAGCACUUCUACGGAGCCAGCGACAGCGACGGGUACGCUGGGGCUCUCUCCCGGUCCCACCACUCGGAGGACUCUGAGACGGAGCAGUCGAGCCGGGACAGCGUCAGCGCAUCUGUGGCCAAGUACUCGCCUCAGGGAUCCCUCUCUGACUUGUCAGAUGGUUCCUCGCGGGGUAGCCCCGUGCCACAGACGCUUGGUGAAGUUCAGGCCGUCAGCCGGGCCUACGGGGAAGCUCCACUCCAGCAUCCCACGGAGCCCAAGGGCCCUGUUUCUCGGGGGGUCAUCCUCUUUAGCACCAACGGUUUUAUUACCAUGGCCCCACCCCAUCCGCUGCUCCCUCACCAAGAAGACCAGGUGGAAAGCUGUGCUGUCGAAACGCCUCGAAGUUCCAGCCCGGAGACCGAUGCCCGCUGCCAGGCUGAGGAUCUACAACCGCAACCUGACUACUGCUCCAAAUCCCAGAGCUAUAGCAUCGGCCCUACUUAUUUGGACAGGGGACUGGCCGGGGUGGAGCGCGGGUCGAAGACUCGGGAGUCUGUGUCUCCCUUUGAGAGCUACUCCAGUGAGGAGAACGGGGAGGAUCCCAGCUGGAGGUGCUUACCUGCCCCCUUCGCAGCGCUGCCAGACGCCCAUCCUGACGUCAAGACGGCUGCUCUUCCUCACAAGCUCCGCCUCAAGUGCCGGGCGCACAGCAGCGGUGUUCAAGAGCCGUUCCCUGGUCCGAGUCCGGCACCGGCAGCCUGCUGUCCGGACACCCCCGCCGCGUCAGAGUGGGAUAGCGACCCGCACGAGGAGGUGUCGAGCCUCGUCCGGCAAGCUCUGCUUCUCAACGACCAGCCAACCUCAGCUGGGACCCUGGAGAGGCUCUUGUGCCCCGCCAGCGGACUCCAUUCAGACAGUGCAGUACCCAAGGACCAUGUCGGCAGGUGGGAGGACAGUUGUCACGACAACGGCCUCAGGCCCACUUGAAGCAGGCUCAGGUGUGGGCCAAGAUAGGAUUUUUUAUACUUCUUAAAUUGAGUUGACAUUUUGUACGCAAAGAAAAAAGUAUCUCCAAGGUGAGUCUUGGGCCAUUUCCGCACACGCCCCCGGGAACUGCUAAAAUUUAGGGGGGGGGGGUGUUUCCUACACUGCCAGGCCGGAGAUUCAGUGCAUCGAUGGAAUUUGUCCUUCUAAGCUCAGCUACUGCAAGGCGUGUCACUUGAUCAAAGUUUGGGGCUUUGGUUUCACCAGGAAACACUGAAAAGUUGUCUGAUCGGCUCAUCGAGGCUCCCAGAUAUCCACACCUGAGAGAGGCGGUGGAUCGCCCAUGUUUACAUUGUUCUAUAUGUCAGGAACUCUUUGUUUUAACAGGCAUAUUUGUGUUAUAAAUAUUAAAAUAAAUGGACAGAAAACUUUAGAACAAA
This is a messenger RNA of Sphaerodactylus townsendi, 2693 nucleotides long. RefSeq names its product nuclear factor interleukin-3-regulated protein-like. NCBI's taxonomy places the organism in Eukaryota, Metazoa, Chordata, Lepidosauria, Squamata, Sphaerodactylidae. The record is from RefSeq and is a predicted model, not a curated record. Gene Ontology annotation, molecular function: DNA binding; DNA-binding transcription factor activity. Bases 931 to 2256 code for a protein of 441 amino acids. Gene Ontology annotation, biological process: regulation of DNA-templated transcription; circadian rhythm. Gene Ontology annotation, cellular component: nucleus. The transcript has 2 exons.